Vigna umbellata (rice bean) is the source of this 826-nucleotide messenger RNA. RefSeq names its product small polypeptide DEVIL 13-like. Lineage: Eukaryota; Viridiplantae; Streptophyta; Magnoliopsida; Fabales; Fabaceae. Gene Ontology annotation, biological process: negative regulation of cell population proliferation. The record is from RefSeq and is a predicted model, not a curated record.
AGGCAUGUAUCUGAUAUGUGUAUUUAAUAUUUAAUUAGCUCAUUAUAACACCGAAUCCCAUCAAGAAUUGUUUAAGAUCUCUCUAGGAACCUUUUUUUAUACACUACACAGUCUCACUGCAUCCAACUUUCUUCUCUCCAAUCAAGUAUUCACCUCUUCUCUCUCACACACACUCACACUCACACUCACUGUCCCAUAGCUAGUUCUAGAUAUUACUGUUGCUUGGUUUUUGAUGGAUGAAAAGUGGAAGCUGUCAAAGAAAGAAGCAGGUUGCAGCAGCCAGAAUAGCACAUCAUCCACCAAGUCAUUGUUCUCAAGGAGUUGCUCAACAAGAGGCUCUUCUUCAAACUCUCCCCUCUUGAGGAGCUUAUCCCAAAAGAGUUCCUCCACUUCUAAAACCAGCAUCCCUAGGAGCUUCUCUCAGAAGAACCCCUCCAUUGGUAAAAAAUGCACCAGCUUAGCUAAGGAGCACAAAGCCAGAUUUUACAUCAUGAGGAGGUGUGUAGCCAUGUUAGUUUGCUGGCACAAGCAUGGGGAUUCAUGAAGGAAUCACAGAUCCCUUUUCAGAUUCUUAUGUUAUGGUUACACUACCAAAAUGCUGAAGGGAUCUGGUUUUUCUUCUUCUUCGAAUAUAUUCGUUUUGUAAUUACCAAUUCCACAAGUUGAGUUAUAAGAUUGAUUUACUUGCUGCUUAAAGCUUCUGUGUCUCUCUCUCUCUCUAUAUAUAUACAAUUAGUCGACCUUCAGGGAUUCAAUUUCUGAUCAUUAACAAAUACAAAACUCAUUUCGACAUCUUAAUAUCUAUCUCUAGAACCAUUACAUGAGA